Molecule: messenger RNA, 363 nt
Organism: Penicillium canariense
Lineage: Eukaryota; Fungi; Ascomycota; Eurotiomycetes; Eurotiales; Aspergillaceae
Exons: 2
Coding region: 1-363 (120 amino acids)
Source: RefSeq, a predicted model, not a curated record
AUGAAACAUGGGCGUGUCCGGUGCGUUCUAGGCGCCGAGCUACCCCCGUCGCUUGUUGUUGGCGCGCUGCGGGGCAGUGGGGGCGAGACUGUUGUGUCUGCCGUCUUGUCGGCAUGGCCGGGGACUUUCCGAUUUCCCAUCAGAGAUGAGGACCUCGCUAAGGCUGGGCAGACGGGUGUGGCUCCUUACCGCUGCCCGCACCCCCUGAAGGAGGUGUCCACGGAAAUCAACGUCACACGACAGCCCGUCCGCAAGCUUGGAAUUGGUACCGAUAUGCAGCACGCAUGGCACUCGGUCCAGAAAACUUCCGAAUUCCCGGGCUCUGGUCUGCGGAGAGGAAGAGGGAUUUCAUGCAGGACGUAA